AUAAGAUUCUUUUGGAUGUAUUUUGUUUUGAGACACGAACCAGAUUCGAGCUUGCGAUCACAACAUUGCUUAUCAUUUGAAGGAUUUGCAAGGUACUUAAUGGACAAGAGCAAUUAUGCGUUUAUAAAUGAACAAGAAGUGCCUGAUGAAUCUGAUAUGAAUCGACCAAUGUCAACGUAUUAUAUAGCGUCGUCGCAUAAUACAUAUCUAACAGGGCAUCAACUUAAAGGGGAGUCUUCGGUUGAACUUUAUAGUCAGGUUUUACUGACCGGAUGUAGAUGCGUAGAGUUAGAUUGUUGGGAUGGAGAUGAUGGGAAUCCGAUGAUAUAUCACGGACACACGUUCACAACAAAAAUUCCUUUUAAUGCGGUUGUUGAAACAAUUGAGAGAAACGCAUUUAUUACGUCUCCAUACCCUGUGAUACUAUCAAUUGAGAACCAUUGCUCAUUGCAACAGCAAAACAGAAUGGCACAUAUUUUCCAGAGAAUUUUUGGAGACAAAUUGGUAUCAAACUUUUUGUUUGAUACGGAUUAUAGUGAUGAACCAACGUUGCCUUCACCAGAACAGUUAAAGUAUAGAAUCCUUAUUAAAAACAAAAAACUUAUUAUGGAAGUGCCUCUACCCUUGCCAAGUUAUUCUGCAAUGCCAACUCCAAUCACCAGACCAUCUUCAGGAAUGAGACAUUCUGUGCCUGGCCGUACUAGUUCAAUAAUCAGUAACACCAGCAGUAGUUCCUUUAACGACGAUUUUAGUGACGAUGAUUAUGACGAUGAAGAUGAUGAAGACAAUAUUGAUGAAAAGGCUAUGCAUACUAUGCUUUCAACAACGGACUCCCCUCGCUCAUUUGGGAUAGGUCACGUAUCGUCUAAAACAAGCUCUGCAAAACGAGGUUUGCCAGAUGAUAAACUCAAAAAAAGAAGCAGUCAAAUUUCAAAAGAUUUAUCGGAUAUGGUUGUUUAUAUACAAGCAAUAAAAUUUCGUGGUCUUAAUACCAUCAGCCCAAGUAGUUCUGUUAAACAACGCCCAAAACCUGGAAUGUCCAGUUCUGGCAGUUCAAUAGUUACGACGAUUAGUAGUUCUAUAUCAAAUGUAAGUUCAACCGCUGGAGGGCCCUCAAUGGAAACCGAAGCAAUUUUACAUGAACCGGAACCAAAACCAAUUCGCCCAAUUACUCACCCCUGCUUUCAAUGCUCUUCCAUAAAUGAGAACACUGCGAAAAAGUUAUGUCGCAAGCAAUCACUGGCAUUAGUAGCACACACUCAAACCCAGCUAAUGAGAACAUAUCCUGCGGGAAUGAGAAUAGAUUCAUCUAAUUUUAAUCCUGUGAUAUUCUGGUCGUUUGGUAUACAAAUGUCCGCUUUAAACUAUCAAACUGAAGAUAUUGCCAUGCAAUUGAACACAGCCAUGUUUGAAAUGAAUGGCAGGUGUGGAUUCGUAAGCAAACCUAAAGUGAUGUGGGAUAAAUCACACGUAAUGUACCGAAGAUUUAAUCCUUGGGAUAAGACCUUUGACGGUUUACAUUCGGCACAGAUUGUUAUAAAUAUCGUAUCCGGUCAGUACGUGAAUCAAGGAAAUGUUACUACCAGUACUUAUGUGGAAGUUGAAAUUAUUGGAAUUCCAGUAGACUGCAAUAAGCAAAAAACAAAAAUUAUGCAAAAGAAUGCUUUGAAUCCUAUUUGGAACGACACGUUUCAUUUUCGGGUCAUGUUCCAAGGGUUGGCGUUUGUGAGAUUUUGUAUAGUAGAUGCCACAAGCAAUCAUGUAUUAGCUCAAAGAAUACUUCCUCUCAAGUGUUUGCGACCAGGCUACCGGCACUUAAGGUUGCGCUCGCCUCAAAAUCGGUCUUUAAAUAUGUCUACAUUGUUUAUAUACUCGCGCACCGAGGAAGAAAGCAUCGAAAAUACAGAUACAAGCGAUUCGUUAGAUCGAAGUAAAAAAGACGGAAAGGCACAAAGUGACGUAAGCGCCGAUAAUACAUACAUUGGAAUAUCCGGCACGCCUCUUUGCGUUAAACGACGAAUGUUUUUUCUUAUGGUUUAUGGUGUCGUUGCUGAAGAACCAUACACCAUACUAAAGGUUACUCAGGAAAGUAGCACCCAAGAAGUUCUAGCUUUGGCUUUACAGAAAGCAAAUAUAUCUGCCGACAAAAUUAACGAUUACAUUAUAGUAGAAGAAGUAGCAAGAGGGUGGGAAAAGAAAGAUCACGAUUUGCCAUCAACUCAACGUAUAUUAGAUUUAGACGAAAGACCGUUACAGGCGCAAUCUAAAUGGAAAGGAGAGGGAAAAUUUAUUUUGAAACGUAUGGGGGACGAUCCGAGCAGUCGGGCUUGGUUAUCGUCGAUUCGGAGCGUAGCCAAUCGGGAACGCGAAGCAAGAAAAUCAGAUGGAGCACCAAGUAAUGCGUGGGAAGAAAACGACACUUUCCUAGUAUGUAUAUACAAUGUAUCGCCAGAAAUACCUUACUGCAUCCUCAAAGUGCCCCUCAAUGCUUGCUCACAAGAUGUAAUUGCUCAGGCUCUGGUAAAAGCACGAAGACUGGAAGAACCUACUAAUUUUGUAAUCGUUGAAGAAUUAGAAUGGGGCGGAGUUAGUCAUAAUUUACAACAACGAGCCCUUGCUGAUGAUGAAAACGUAUACAGUGCUCAAUCACAUUGGCAAACAAUCGGCAGAUUUAUAAUGCAAGAACGUACUCACGCUACUCCCACAAGUUUGCGAAAAAGUAGAGUUACAACUAGUUUACGAUUGGCAACCUUAGAUCGAAUCAGUCGGGGACUGAAUGCGGCGCGUAGCGUAGCCACAAACAGUAUUAAAGCGCCUGUGCAAGCUGCACUGAGUGAUCCUACCACUUCGAAAUGGAAAAGCAAAUCUAGCGAAGAUAAAAAUAAAGGUUUUGUGCGCGGUAAGGUGAGUUCUGAAAAAGAAAUGCUGCAACCGCGUUCUCAGUGCCAACGCGAAGUACAUUCGGAAGGUGAAACUCUCAGUGACGAUGAUUCCAAAGACUCAGAUCUUCUGGCUGCUGUUUCGCGUCUUAAAAAAGUAUCUCUUCGCAAAUUCAAGGAGUGGAAAUCAUGACUCCUAGACAAAAUAUCAUAGAGUGGUUAGAUCUUUAUAGAAGUUUACCUCUGUUUCAUUAUUAAGAGGAUGUUGAAUGUUAAAUCAAUUUUUUGUAAUGGUAAAACAGAACUUACUUAAUUAAACAAGAUCACUUUUAGUAUCUUAUCCUAAAUUACUUUUCAAUGAUAUGACAAUCAGCCACAUUGAUGAAACUAAUUAUAGUUUGAUUUAACAUUUAACUUCUUUCUCACCAAGAAACACCAUCAGAGGUGUUAUAUUACUAGUUAUAUGUUAGAAGUUUAAUUUAAAAAGAAAGGGAACAAACGAUAUGUAAAGUAAGUACGUAUCAACUUUACACAAAACGCAUAUUGUAAUUAUUCUUAAUUAUAAUAAUACACCUAACCUGUAUUUAUAAAGUACCUAUCUAAUUAACUUUCUUUGGAGAACUAGUAGUGAAUGAAAGGCAGGUACCUACCAACAUGUAACCUAUACGGAUGCGGAUAUUUAUUUAUUCAAAUGUCUAUGUCAAUGUGGCAAUGGUGCGAUGCUUAUUUGUCGUUACCUAUACUUGAUAUUGUUUACGCCAUACAAUGAGUUUAUUAGUAUAUAAUUCGUUUGCUGUAGAAUGCAACUUGUGAUAUAUUAAGAAGGUUUUUACUAAAUGUGUGACACUGCGACGUUACCACUAUUAUCAUUAUGGUAAUUGGUAGGUACAUCUAAAAAAGCCAUAAAUCAUUCUUAACGUUGAAAAAACUACUGCUCUAGAUUUUGUUCACAAUCUCAAUCUCUUCUUUGUCUAUAGUGUCAUAGUCGUAAUGUCAGGUGUAACCAUUUAUUCUGCAUCCGUAUAGCUCCACUACUGUGAUUCUAAAGUUUUCACACUUACAAUGCAAUGGUGCUUGUUUACACAUCCCGUCUAUCAUUAUUUAUAUAAUAAGUAAUUAAGUAAAAGCUGUGUCUUAUACUGUGUGAUGUUAUAUUUUUAGAUUGUUUGUAAUUUACAAAGUCUACUAAUAUGUUUCAAAUUUUACGUUUUAGUUCUAAUGAUUCUUAUUAUAAAUACUUACCUUUAAUUUAUUUGUUAGUUUCACUGUCAUUGUUAUACACUAAUGAAAACGGUAAUUGAUAUCUACUGGACAUUCAAAGUAGCUAGAACUGUUCUCCAUCAACCAAAAGCGUUUGGGGUCCUCUUAAAUUGAACUUGGAGAGUAAGACUGUAAUGUCCAUACGUUGGCAACCUAAAAUCACAGAUAUACCUACAUUUGUAUAUGUUUAUCUGUUCUAAAAUGAAAAAAAGGUGAUUUAACUAAGUCAUACAAUUCUAAAAUACAUCAAUUAUUAUUUCUCAAAUUAUAACAAUCCAGUCUUAAGCUUCAAGUUAUUUUGUAUGGUCAGUUUAUAUAAUAACAUUUUAAAAGAGAACAACAUAUAUCUACCUAUAUACUACUUAAACACUUGUGAUGAUAACUUCUAGUCAAAUUUUUACAAAAUCACAGUGUGGGAAAGUGCCAUACUUUUUGUUGUAUAGAUAAAUAGUUCUGUGUGUGACCAUUUCUUGAGUGAACUUGCGACCAGUCUAGUCCGCACUCCCAAGAUAAUGGAUGCACAACACUGGGUUUGCAUCAAAAGAUACCCGCUAGGUAGGUUAUACAUAUAUCAAAAUUAUUUGAAUUGAGUGAUGUUCUAUAAAUAAAUUAACAAAGUAAGAUGUACAGAAAAAUGGAAGAGAUACAAUAUGUAAUUACAAUGCUUGUAAUGUGUAAGAUAUUUUUGUGUAACGUAAAUUUGAAUUUGUCAAUGUAUAAACAGAACAAUAACAUGCAGGAAUUGAACUACGGAUUUUAGUAGUAGCCCUGUUAACAAUUUUCAAUAUUUGCACAUAAGGAUUGUUAGUGUUAAAAGUAUGAAUGCUCCAUUUUGUCUUGUAUACUACUUAUAUGAAUAAUAAGGAAAAGUAUUCUUUUAGAAGUAAAUACUUUAAAAGAUCUUUCAAAGUUAUGAUGUAUACAUAACUUAAACCCCAUUUAUAUAAAGCACAACAUAUCUGUUUUGUUUUCUAAAUAAUUGCAAUUUUAUAGUCAAGGUUUUAAGAAUUAAAAGUAACAAUAAUGUUUAAAAGUUGUGUAUUUUUGUUGUUAAAAGAUUAAUUUCUAGAUUUACAGAAAUUCUUAUCAAAUGUUAUCUCUAUACAAAAUUUUUUAACGUAAUGUACAUAUUAUAGAAACUCAUAUCUGCUUAAUCUUACCAUAAAAUAUCUAAACAUUUAUUAUUUAUUAACAUAUCAUUGCCAGAAAAAGUAAAAGAUGUAUCUUAUAUUUGCAUUAUUAUAUGCAAUAUUUUUGAUGUCCUUAAUGCAUUCAUACGAAAUUAUUAAAUUGCUGUUAAUUGGUACAAAUUUUAAUUU
This is a messenger RNA of Photinus pyralis (common eastern firefly), 5458 nucleotides long. RefSeq names its product 1-phosphatidylinositol 4,5-bisphosphate phosphodiesterase epsilon-1-like. Gene Ontology annotation, biological process: lipid metabolic process; phosphatidylinositol-mediated signaling. The record is from RefSeq and is a predicted model, not a curated record. Bases 16 to 3072 code for a protein of 1018 amino acids. The transcript is spliced from 7 exons. Lineage: Eukaryota; Metazoa; Arthropoda; Insecta; Coleoptera; Lampyridae. Gene Ontology annotation, molecular function: phosphatidylinositol-4,5-bisphosphate phospholipase C activity.